Molecule: messenger RNA, 1533 nt
Organism: Aegilops tauschii subsp. strangulata
Lineage: Eukaryota; Viridiplantae; Streptophyta; Magnoliopsida; Poales; Poaceae
Product: alcohol dehydrogenase 3
Biological process (GO): formaldehyde catabolic process
Cellular component (GO): cytosol
Molecular function (GO): zinc ion binding; S-(hydroxymethyl)glutathione dehydrogenase [NAD(P)+] activity; alcohol dehydrogenase (NAD+) activity
Source: RefSeq, a predicted model, not a curated record
CAGCAGCAGCAGUAUAUAUACAGGUCUCAGCCCCGCCUUCGUUCCUCACCGAAAUCUAGCAACGAACCGCAAAGCAGAAGCAGCGACAAAGAUCCAUCUUUGUGUCUCUUCUUCUGGCGACAGGGAUGGCGACCGCCGGGAAGGUGAUCAAGUGCAAAGCGGCGGUGGCAUGGGAGGCCGGGAAGCCGCUGUCGAUCGAGGAGGUGGAGGUGGCGCCGCCGCAGGCCAUGGAGGUGCGCGUCAAGAUCCUCUACACCGCCCUCUGCCACACCGACGUCUACUUCUGGGAAGCCAAGGGUCAAACUCCGGUUUUCCCUAGGAUCUUAGGCCAUGAAGCUGGAGGCAUCGUCGAGAGCGUCGGAGAGGGCGUGACUGAGCUUGUGCCUGGUGACCAUGUCCUCCCGGUGUUCACCGGCGAGUGCAAGGACUGUGCCCACUGCAAGUCAGAGGAAAGCAACCUUUGUGAUCUCCUCAGGAUCAACGUGGAUCGUGGCGUGAUGAUCGGCGAUGGGCAGUCUCGCUUCACCAUCAACGGGAAGCCGAUUUUCCACUUCGUCGGGACCUCCACCUUCAGCGAGUACACCGUCAUCCAUGUCGGUUGCCUCGCCAAGAUCAACCCCGAGGCGCCCCUCGACAAAGUUUGUGUUCUCAGCUGUGGCAUCUCAACUGGACUUGGCGCCACGCUCAAUGUCGCAAAACCAAAAAAGGGUUCCACGGUGGCGAUUUUCGGUCUUGGAGCUGUAGGACUUGCUGCCAUGGAAGGGGCCAGGAUGGCUGGGGCAUCAAGGAUCAUUGGUGUGGAUUUGAACCCUGCAAAAUACGAACAAGCUAAGAAAUUUGGAUGCACAGACUUUGUGAACCCAAAGGACCACAGUAAGCCCGUGCAAGAGGUGCUUGUCGAGAUGACCAAUGGCGGAGUCGACCGGGCGGUUGAGUGCACUGGCCACAUCGAUGCCAUGAUUGCCGCCUUCGAAUGUGUCCAUGAUGGGUGGGGCGUGGCUGUGCUGGUGGGCGUGCCGCACAAGGAGGCGGUGUUCAAGACCUACCCAAUGAACUUCCUCAACGAGAGGACCCUCAAAGGCACCUUCUUCGGCAACUACAAGCCGCGCACCGACCUCCCGGAAGUCGUGGAGAUGUACAUGAGGAAGGAGCUGGAGCUGGAGAAGUUCAUCACGCAUAGCGUGCCCUUCUCGCAGAUCAACACGGCAUUCGACCUCAUGCUCAAGGGGGAGGGCCUGCGCUGCAUCAUGAGGAUGGACCAGUAGAUCGCCACCUCCCAUCAUUCAUCAAUGUGUCUCGCUGUUUUCAGAUUUGGUGCUUGAGAAGCAAAAGAUAAAAAAACAAAAAAAUAGAAAUCUUCCCUUGGAUAAUAAUUUAUUAGUCGCGAGAUGUGUUCAUCUCUAUUGUCUCAGAGAGAACGGAUGGGUAUUUGUUUUGGGUUUGGUCUCAGUGUGUCGUCGGCAGCUUUCAGUUAGCAUGUAAAUUACUAUCAUUGUGCACAAUAGUAUUAAUAUCUUGCAGCAUCUGUCUUAA